GCGGAAGUCUGCGUGCAGUUUUUUUUUUCUAAGUCGUGUCCCGGAAAUUUGCAGCAAAUAUGUUGACAUUUUGAUAUACAGUACUCCAAGGAGGAUCGUUUACAACCUUUUCCAAGUUAACUCAUCGGCGGUUAUCAUUUUUUGGGAGGCGCAUGAGACAUGGAGGAGCUCUACACUUUAGAAAAAGAGGUAGGACGAGGCAGCUAUGGUGUGGUCUUUGAAGGUCAUAUUGCCAAAACAGGACAAAAGGUGGCAAUCAAGCGUCUACCCUGCAAGGACCCGGAAUGCAUUGAACUCUACCUGCAAGAACUGUGGGCCAUGAGAGCUACAGCCAAGAACCAUGUCAAUGUUAUUGCACUACAUAGCUGCCUCUUGCAGACAGGGCGGAGGAGUUUAAAGCCCUUAAGAAGGGGGAAGCUGCCUUUAGAUCUAGUCGAAAGUGUGUUGAAAGGAAGCAUUGUUCAAGCAAGAGGGUCCCAGUCUAUAAUUCAAAGAAGGACUAGCUCUGUGUCCAGACUUCGAGACAGAACCAACACGCUUCCAUCAAACCUUUCAACGCCACAGAAGCCUUUAAACAGAGCAAAGAAGAGACCGACCCAGAACACGGAUGAGCAAACUGGACCCCUGCACUGCUCGGCCCUGUGGCUGGUGAUGGAGUACUGUGACGGAGGCGACUUGAAUCAGUACAUACUUUCCCGGCCGCCGGACACCUAUAAGAAUCACAGUGUGAUGCAGCAGCUCAGCAGUGCCGUGGCCUUUUUGCAUAACCUCGGCAUAAUCCAUCGAGACUUAAAACCUGACAACGUACUUGUCAGUGUGACACCGAAUGGUCCUAUUUUUAAGGUCGCUGAUUUUGGUCUGAGCAAGAUGAGUGAGGGCUUGGCGGAUGGAAACCCUAUCAGAAAGCACUUCUCUUCAACCUGUGGCUCAGACUUUUACAUGGCUCCAGAAGUUUGGGGUGGACUGAACUAUACAGCUCAGGCAGAUAUCUUCUCGCUAGGUGUGAUGUUCUGGGCUGUCCUGGAGAGAAUCACCUUCCUGGAGGAAGGAACCACGCAGGAACAACUCGGUGCUUAUGUGUGUAAGGGUCGCUGGUUGAUGCCCCUGGGUGAAGCCCUAUGGGAGAACGCGGACCUCCAGCUGUGCAUUCCCGUAAAGCGGAAUAAAUUAGACCCUCCCGGCUCGGCCGUGUGCGGCCUCCUUCUUGACAUGCUCGCCGCAAACCCGGAUUCCCGGCCGACAGCAGACCAGCUGGAGUCCAGAGUGCUCAGCGCUCUGAAAGAGGACUCCCGCUGAGACAAAGCGCUCCUAAUGGCCACAGCCACCACAUGGCAGCAUUGCCUGUGGAGCCAUCUGACUGUGGCGUUUCCUCUGUGAGUAAAUAAUAGUGGAGAUAAGAGGGAAAUGCAGGAGUUCUUCAAACUAUUCAAGGAGAUUGUUCAUAGUGCUUCUGUUAAUCAUUACACCACAGCAUUUCUUUUGUCGUAAGCAUGCAUCUAUUAAAUCAUUAUAGCAUUCCCUGCCCACAUUACAGAAGCUAAUUGUUCCUUUUUUCACCACACUGAAGCAGCGGCCUAUCUGAAGCUUGCAUAAGAGUUUUGGUGUCUACACAAAGCAAAAACUGGAGCAAGGAUUUCUAAUCAAAGUUGGGGCCCUUCUAUGUCAAAGUACCACUGUAUUGUAUUUUCGUGACCAGAAGCACUUUAUUAAAAGGAGCAGUCUCAGUUGCGGGUGCAAUUUCUGUAUUUGACACAUACAUUAGCUGGUCUGUAUUUUUAGGUGCAACAUAUGGUAGCAUGUAUGCACGCUAAAGCGUGAUACGCUAACAUGCAAUAUACGCCAGGAUGCAACCACGCUAGCAUGCAUCCUAGCAUACGUUUUUAAAAAGGCAGCAGGAGUGUAAACACGCUAGCAUGCAUCCUAGUUUACGUUUUUAAAAAGGCAGCAGGAGCAAAACUCAAUUCAGUCUUGCUUAAUUUAAGUACUGCAGUUAACAAUCUACUCAUGUUGCAUUUUGUUUGGCCAAGUCGUCAUCCAACACGUCCCUAUCAUAGUGAUGCCGGUGCUCUGUCGAUUAGUGCCCCCCUUCGAAUUGAUAUCUAAAGCGGCAUGCGUAUGUUAACCACAUCCCCCAAUGGUUAUCAAGGGUCAAAUAUCCGUCGAUUUGAUCAAUCAUUUUGGCUACAACGUCGUUGCUGUUGAUGCUGCGAGUAAUAUUUUUAAAGUACAGGUAGUCCCGGGUUACAAAUGAGUUCCGUUCCUAUGCUGACGACGGAACCCAAAUUUCCGCGUAAGUUCUAAUUAACCCUUUAAAUAGCCCCCUAAAUCGCAAAAUAACUAUCCCAAAACAUGUAUAGUACUGUGCUCGCCUAGACGUUUGAGUCUUAGGUAGAUAGCGAGCCAAGCCCCGAAAUGAUGAUGUCACACGUCCGUGUGCUUUGCUUUUUUAUUCAGCUACCUGUGACAUCAACACUUAGAGAAUGAAACUAAAAUAAAAUGAAAUUAAAUCAGUUUCAUCUCAACAAUUCAAAUGUGCGUUUAUAAAUAGCUGCCGAUACAGCAAUAACAAUCCACUCAAACGAUUGGCAUGUAUCUGUGUCUGCACAUCAUCAAAAACAAUCGCAUUAACUUGCUCCAAGUAUUGACCACAAUUGAAAACACACAAUAAACAGCACAAAAUGUGUUAUAUACAGAUGUUGCCUCUGUGGAUGCUUCACAAACUACAAAUGCGCAUGCAGGCUUGCAGCUGUUAUCUUUUCCCUCCCUCUCUCACCGGCUAUGAAUACAAUGACAAUUAAAUGCGAUUUGAGUGAGAUGCUCUCACUGAAAAGCUUUGUCUAAUAUUGUGUUAAUAUGAUAUGUGGUGUUUGAACUGCAGGGAUUCCCCUACAUUCAACAGAUUGUGGCGCACCGCCACACCAAAAUAAAAGCCGCCACGCCUUUUUUUGAUUAAUUAAUUUAUUUUAAUUUUUUAAAUGCCAUUUCAAACUAGCGGCAGCUGACUAUGAAGAGUUCAGCGGCAACGAAUUCAUUGUGUAUUGUAAUGUUCGUAAUGUGUAUUGUACUAUGCGUGGCCCCCUUAAGAGACCAUCGGACUGGUGAGCUGUGACGCAGGGGAAAGUGAGUAGGAAGAAUGGGAGAACGUGCGAUAUCGCAAGAGAUAGCGGUCGCAUGUCGUGUCAGCCCGCUGUUAUUUGUUAUUGUUUUUCUGUAUUAUUGUUGCCACAAUAAAGUGAG
This is a messenger RNA of Corythoichthys intestinalis (scribbled pipefish), 3237 nucleotides long. Its product is annotated as Serine/threonine-protein kinase pdik1l-B-like. The record is from RefSeq and is a predicted model, not a curated record. Gene Ontology annotation, biological process: protein phosphorylation. Gene Ontology annotation, cellular component: nucleus; cytoplasm. The transcript has 4 exons. Bases 160 to 1296 code for a protein of 378 amino acids. NCBI's taxonomy places the organism in Eukaryota, Metazoa, Chordata, Actinopteri, Syngnathiformes, Syngnathidae. Gene Ontology annotation, molecular function: protein kinase activity; ATP binding.